AAAAAAGACACACCGGAUAUGUGUUAGCUAGAGCUAGUAUGAGAUGGUGCUAGCAAGGCCAGUGAAACUUGUUUUCUCCAUCAGAAUAGUCACGAAUAGGUGCUCUACACAUUCUUUAACCAAUGUAAAAUACUUUGAAAUAACGGCGGCCAUUCUUCGCAGUAAAAUGGCCAUGGACACCAACUGAUGUAGAACUGGAUGAGAACACAAGUCUACACAUAGACCCACUGGUCUACUAGCUUAUAUCUGCCCUAGCUUCUAUGUCUGCCUAGAGACUUAAAGAUGAACCCUCUAUUCUAUGCUGGGAUCAUCAUCCCAACAGUCAUCACCAUUCUGCUCUUUUGUAUUUUUAUUUACUGCUGGUUCAUACAAAAAGCUAGGAAGGAGGUUCUGACAAAAAAGUUUGACCCCCAUGGGAAGAUGCGGGACAUGGGUCUAUCCGUGGAGUCCCAGACAUUUUACUAUCAGAACGGUAAAGACAAUGGGGGCUAUGUCGUCAGUCCAUCAACAGAGCAACAGGCACAAAACAUGUGUCACCAUGACAACAGUACAGAAACUGGUCAAACUUUGUGUCACCAAGACAGCAAUAUAUCAGCUGGCACUGUCCACAUGUAUCACCAUGACAACAAUACAGCAGCAGCUUCUGUUCAAAACAUGUGUCACCAAGACAGCAAUAUACCAGCUGGCACUGUCCACAUGUAUCACCAUGACAGCGAUAUGGCCAAUGGGCAUGUACAAACUAUAUAUCACCACAACAUACCAGGCGCUCCUAUCCAAACCAUGUAUCACCAUGAGAGCCACAUACCAUCAGCUGUCCAAACUACGUAUCACCAUGAGAGCCACAUACCAUCAGCUGUACAAACCAUGUAUCACCAUGAGCACCACAUACCAGCUGCCCCACCCCAAACCAUGUAUCACCCUGAUGGCUACACGCCAGCCAGCCACAUGAGUGAGAAUCAGAUGCACUCUGUCUUCACUUGUUCCAAUUCUUCAGCUUUCCUACCAGGCCCCAGCCAAGAAAUGGAGAUCAUGGUCUCCGCCCACCCCUACCACGGCGUCUGUUACGGUGACUGCACGUCCCCGGAUCUGAACCCAGGACGGGGGCUCUACCCUCACGACCAGCCUCCCCUGAGCGAGGACGCGGAGUUCUACCAGCUCUACCACCUAGUGGAUGUGUCCAACCACCUGGCCAGGUUCAGCCAGCUUGACCGCAGGCCAGUGUACUCGUCUCAGCCCAGCUACCACUGUGGUCAUCAAGCUCUCCCUCCCCUCAACUACCCCGCCAGACAAGGCAGUGUGGGGAACCUGGAUGCCUGUCGGUCCGCUGACCACUGUCCAGACACCAGCCAUCGCCCAGACUCCCUCUUGUCACAUUCCUCCAGCACAGACUCCCAAGACUCGGGCUUCCCUAGCUCAGUGUGCACCACCCACGACAAAAACGCUCAGGUCAUUAAAAAAGACAAGAGGACCCCACCCGCGCAGGAAAUACUUAACGCCCAGCACCUUCAUGCCGCAGGUCAGGGGUCGGGCCAAAGGAGCUGGAUCCCAACCACGGGGUCAGGUUAUGUGCCGGGGUCCCACUACAGAAACUCAGCUCAGCCCGCCACAAGGUCCCACCCAAACAGCCCCGGGACCUCCAGACUUAAAUUCACGCAGGAUUUGUGUGAGUACUCAGUGGUGUGAGUUAUAGGGUAGCUAUGACAUGCCAUAGACAUUUAUUGACCUAGUGUAAACAGUGGAUACAAUCACUGAUGUAUCAUGGCCAUUCAUCAACCAUAUGUGGAGUUGAAUGAGAAUAAUCUGUGCUUUAAGUGGAUAUCCAGCAGAGCAAAGAACUUAAUAUUCUUACAUUUACAUGUUUAGUGUGGAUAGCUAGCUUACAUAUGGAUACUGUGAUGCAAAAUGUGGAUACCCCAAUACCAGUAAUAUAUGUGGUUAUGUUGUACAUUUUUUUAAGCCUAGUGAUAAAGCUUAUGUAAAUAUGUAUUGAAUAUGUUAAUGUGUUAAUUUAUAAUUAAGUUAUAUGCAGAACAUGGUAGGUUUUAAAUCCUCUCAUCCUGGGUGUAUCAAAAAUGUGUACAUAAACCAUUUUUAACAUAGAUGAUUUACCGCAUUGUUAACAUUUAACUUCUUUUCCCCAACUAAACCUUGUAUCUGACACAUUAAUUCCCCAAACUAAACCUUGUAUCUGACACAUUAAUUCCCCAACUAAACCUUAUAUCUGACAUUAACCACCUGCUCUUUUUCUAUGCCACAGAAAUAGCUCUUUUUCCUAGAAACUGUACUAUUUUUUUAAGCCCAUAUUACCCUUUGUUACAGUUCUUAAAUGUGCAUUAUUCUAAGUCAGCAUUUUUCAUUGUGCCUUAUUUUGGCUGUACCAUUUUGGCUGUAUAUCAUGUGUUCAUAGAAAUACCUCUUUGCGCUGCUUAUUGUUGAUACAACGUAUCAUAAUGAUAGAAGUCAUCUUUUUUUGUAUAACUAUUAUUUGU
Molecule: messenger RNA, 2489 nt
Organism: Physella acuta
Lineage: Eukaryota; Metazoa; Mollusca; Gastropoda; Physidae
Source: RefSeq, a predicted model, not a curated record